AGUGAAUAUACAAAACAUACUUCUGGAAAUAACUUGAUUUCACCAGAUGCGGAUUACAGAGCUGGUUCUUCAUUUGAACUCUCGCCAUCGGAUAGUUCUGAUGGAACAUACAUGUGGGAUGAAGAGGGCUUGGAACCCAUUGGAAAUGUGCAUCCAGUUGGCAGCUAUGAGUCUUCUGAAAUGAACAGCAUAGAUAUUCUGAAUAAUCUUGAAUCAUGUGACCUUGAGGAUGAUGACCUUAUGCUUGAUGUGGAUCUGCCUGAGGAUGCACCUCUUGAAAAUGUGGAGUGUGACAAUAUGAACCGCUUUGACCGAUCAGACAGAAAUGUUCGGCAGUCUCAAGAAGGAUUUUGGAAAAGGCCACCUCAGAGGUGGGUUGGACAAGAACAUUACCAUCUCAGCCAUCCUGACCACUAUCAUCACCAUGGGAAAAGUGACCUGAGCAGAGGCUCUCCUUAUAGAGAAUCUCCUUUGGGUCAUUUUGAAAGCUAUGGAGGGACCCCCUUUUUUCAGUCCCAGAAGAUGUUUGUAGAUGUGCCAGAAAAUACAGUGAUACUGGAUGAGAUGACCCUUCGGCACAUGGUCCAAGACUGUACGGCUGUGAAAACUCAAUUACUGAAACUGAAGCGUCUGCUGCAUCAGCAUGAUGGAAGUGGCUCAGUGCAUGAUAUUCAACUCUCAUUGCCAUCCAGUCCUGAGCCAGAAGAUGGAGAUCAGAUAUAUAAGAAUGAAGAUUUAUUAAAUGAAAUAAAACAACUUAAAGAAGAAAUAAAGAAAAAAGAUGAAAAAAUUCAACUAUUAGAACAUCAGCUUGCAACUCGUUGUAACUGUCACCAGAACUCUAAAGGCGAAAAAUGUACAUAUGCUGAUAAGUACACCCAAACACCCUGGAGAAGAACUCCUCCUCAAGUACUACAGCCUUCCAGCAGCCUUCCCAGACCCACAGACCACGCCCAGGGAAAACUAACAAGGCCACAACGUAUCGAGGCCCACAGUGAAUGUGCAGGCCAGGGUGUGCAUCAAGGUGCUGCACAUCCCGAUGGAAGCUUUCCAUGUGGCUUACAAGAAAACAACUAUGAUAUGGAAGACCGGCCUGUUUCCUUAAGCCCACACGUCAGGAUGGAUGUGGCAAAAAGUAUAUCUGACUCAAAUUUGACCAUGACCGUGAGUGCUGAAGAGCCUUCUCAUUUGGCAAAGAAUCAAAUAAUUGGUGAGAUGCAGUUUAGACCCACUUCUCUUCCCACACCUCGCCAGACGAGUACAGCAGAGCAGGCUAAGAAAGUUGGAAGAGAUCCGUCUCCACUGGUUGGCUACUUGUCUCAGCCCAAGUCCUCACAUCUUCUAAAGCCACCCGUCUUGAGUUCUUCGGCACCUCCUCCAGACAAUGAAUCAUCUGCAAGUAGGACUCUCGGUUGUAAUAAGCCACCCAUCAUCACAGCUCAUUCAGCAAAGCUUCAGCCCACAUCUAGUCAAACAAAUCUUGCAAAUAAUCCGAAUCUGAAAGCAUCUAAGCUCCGCCCUCCUUCCAGCUCUUUCAGACAGAAACAAAUAAGCAGCCCCCGCCUCGAGCCUCAAAGCUUGCAGGCCAAGACCAGCAUCCCCAGGCCACUGGCAAGGCACAAAGAAAUCAUGCCGAAUCCAAGUGGCAGUUUGCAUUCUGGGGAUCCUUCGGCCUCUAAUCGAUAUUCUCGUCUUCCUAAACCAAAGAUACAUUAAGCACAUAGCCAAUGUCUGCCAGUUUGUGUUUUUAACAGCAGUCUGUUCUGUAAUAGCUUUAUGUGCUGUGUGCCACCACGUUGGAGGUUCCGUUGAAAGCUUGCGAAAACCUUAAAAUUAAAAUGUGGAAGCUUCUACUCCUUUGGCUGAUCCAUUUUAUAUCUUGGUUCAAGUAGUACCAUUCGAGCACACUUGUCUCAGGUCUGCCUGCCCAUCUCAGAGGGCCACUGUAACAUCUGCCUGUGCUGUCCACUCUUAGCAGGCAAGACACGUGCUUUGCUGACUUAGUCCUGUCUCCGUAUUGACUGGUUAUCAGAACCCCGCCUCAGUCCACGAUGGCUACUAUUUUAGCUUACAGCAUGGUGAUAAUGGAAGAUGAUAGUCUGUAAGCAGAGUUAUGGCCAGUGUUUUGUAUAUUUGAAAGGUCUAUGCAAAAGCUUUGUGAUGAAUAAAGAUCCGGCUUUUAAUGGGAACUUGAUGUCAGCUUUAUUUCUUCUUACCUAGGAUCAGCAAGCUAGUCUUAACUGUUUAUUCAUUUACCAGACAAAUUCCCUAGGCUGACAAUGUUCAAUAGUAUAUAUGUAUAAACUGCUGGUCUGUCAGGUUGACAUCUUGUUUUUGUCACAUACAUAUGCCAUUUGUGCUUGUACUGUGUACAUAUUUGGAGAGUUUGAGAUACACCUUGAAACCUAUGCCGAAGGUGUAUCCGCUUGUAUCCUGUGUUGGUGCUAGAGUUUUGCUGGCUGUUCAGGUUUGAAACCUAGUCUAGGCCUAUGGAUCUAUCAUAGCUGUUUCAAGGUUCCACAGCAUCUAUAUUAAAUUAAGUCACUAUUGUAAUAUUUAUAUUUAUUGACUUUCUGCUAAUAUCCGAAUAAUGGACUGGAAUAAUGGACUUGAAAUAUUUGCACAAAAUUCUGAUGGGCUAGAAGUUCCCCCCAUAUAUAGGACUUCCAGCUUAUUAUUUUCUAUAGAAAAAGAAGUUAAAAUAUUUUGACAAAAAAGAUAAAGUGAAGUAAAACUAUUGAGAAAGUUAGAAUUCAUAAGAGCUUUGCUUUUCUCAAUUUCCUAGGUUGCCCUUUUCUGUUGGUGUAUGUUUAAGUGACAGUUUCUUGAAAAGUAGAUUUGGCAAAAAUUGUAUACGGGAAAUUGUGUUUCAUUAAGAAGUUUUAAAAACUGGACGCUGGUGGCUCAUGUCUAUAAUCCUAGCUGCUCAGGAGGCUGAGAUCUGAU
Dipodomys ordii (Ord's kangaroo rat) is the source of this 2946-nucleotide messenger RNA. It is a transcript of the gene Ccser2, whose product is annotated as coiled-coil serine-rich protein 2. The transcript has 8 exons. Lineage: Eukaryota; Metazoa; Chordata; Mammalia; Rodentia; Heteromyidae. Gene Ontology annotation, cellular component: microtubule cytoskeleton. The record is from RefSeq and is a predicted model, not a curated record. The coding region runs from base 112 to 1716 and encodes 534 amino acids. Gene Ontology annotation, molecular function: microtubule binding. Gene Ontology annotation, biological process: microtubule bundle formation.